Molecule: messenger RNA, 657 nt
Organism: Closterium sp. Naga37s-1
Lineage: Eukaryota; Viridiplantae; Streptophyta; Zygnematophyceae; Desmidiales; Closteriaceae
Source: the annotation of a GenBank genome assembly
AUGGCGGCGCCGGGGACGCUGAAUCUGGAGGGCACGCACACGUGGGGGUCGCGGAGCAUCGACGAGUUUGAGAAGCUGGAGCAGAUCGGCGAGGGCACCUACGGGUACGCGCGAGGAGAGAUGGGACGUACGGAUGGUCGCGCAGGCGUGGGGAUGAAAGGGGCACGCGGGCAGGUGUACAUGGCGCGGGAAAAGAACACGGGCGAGAUAGUGGCGCUGAAGAAAGUGCGCAUGGACAACGAGAAGGAGGGGUUCCCCAUCACAGCGAUCCGCGAGAUCAAGAUAUUGAAGAAGCUCAAGCACGAGAACAUUGUCAACCUCAAGGAGAUCGUCACCUCCAAAGCGGAGGAGAGCAACAAGUUCAAGGGCAGCAUCUACAUGGUGUUUGAGUACAUGGACCAUGACCUCACCGGCCUCUCCGACCGCCCUGGCAUGCGCUUCUCCGUGCCCCAGAUCAAGUGCUACAUGAAGCAGCUGCUCACGGGGCUGCACUUCUGCCACAUCAACUCCGUGCUGCACCGCGACAUCAAAGGGUCCAACCUGCUCAUCAACAACAAGGGUGUGCUCAAGCUCGCUGACUUCGGCCUCGCGCGCUCCUUCAACAGCGAGGCCAGCGGCCAGCUCACCAACCGCGUCAUCACCCUUUGGUACCGGUGA